AUACUUUCACAUUUCAUGAAAACAUACUCUCUCUAUUUAUAAGCAUUGAAUCUUAUAUUAGCUUGGCUUGAACAAAAGCCAUACAUACACACACUACUUUUCUCCUCUGAGCUUGAAGAUAACCGUCAAAGCAAUGACCACCGUUAAAUUCCUCUGUAGCUACGGCGGGAGAAUCAUCCCUCGUUAUCCCGACAACAAGCUACGUUACCACGGCGGCCACACACGUGUCCUCUCCGUCAAACGCUCCAUAUCGUUCGCCGAGCUGGCGGUUAAGCUCGGCGAGGUAUGCGGGAUGAAGGUGAUAAGUCUUCGGUGUCAGUUACCAACGGAUGAUCUCGACGCGCUUGUCACCGUAUCAUCCGACGAGGAUCUAGCCAACCUCAUGGAGGAAUAUGAUCUCGCUGCGACGGCGCUUAAGAUCCGUGUCUUCCUUUCUCCUCCGCUUUCAACGACGUCGUCUUCUUCUUCGUCGAACUCAUCAACCUCUCGCUCUUGCUCUCCUUCGUCUCCGUCAACUGUGAGCCCGAAGACAUGUCCGGUCUGUGUAGAGAGAUCGCAUCAUCGCAACACAAACAAGGGAUGCUACGUUCAAAGAAGUCCGAGCCGUGAUCAGUUCUAUCUUGUCCGCAACUGAAACUCAUCACUUACACUGUGGCAAUGACUAGAAUUCUUGAAUUCUUAGGAGUUUUAUCUUAACACCGUGAGGAUCAGUUUCGGAUAAGGCAGAAGUGAACUCGAGAGUUUCUGUUUAUGUAACUGUAGGACCGCGAAGAUCAUGAAAAUCAAGAAACAGAAUCGAGAUAAUAUAAGGUUGUAAAAACUUUUUAAACAUGGUUUACUAAGAUGAAUUCACAGAGUUUCUGUUUAUGUAUUUGAUCUUUUUCUUUAAUUCAAUAAAUCGUCUUUUUUGAAUAACAA
This is a messenger RNA of Brassica napus (rape), 918 nucleotides long. RefSeq lists its product as uncharacterized. The coding region runs from base 134 to 634 and encodes 166 amino acids. Lineage: Eukaryota; Viridiplantae; Streptophyta; Magnoliopsida; Brassicales; Brassicaceae. The record is from RefSeq and is a predicted model, not a curated record. The transcript is spliced from 2 exons. Gene Ontology annotation, molecular function: protein binding.